AUGGGACUAUCUUCAUAUCUGCCGAGCAUUGUUCCGGCGUUUCCAGAGUAUACAGGGCCCUACAAAGUGGGCGCUAUUGACAUCGAAAUCCCAAUAUCGGAGAUUGGCUCAGUGAGCGCAACGCCAAACGAAGCUGAUCACAUCCACACCAUUCAGUUCAGAGUAUACUAUCCCGCCACCCCCGACACAAAUAAUGAGGGCAUUACCUGGCUCCCGCCUCCUCAGCGUCUUGCUGUUUGGGCUUAUAGCCAGUUUCUUGGGUUGAGUUCCAGAGUCGCAUCUGUUCUAUCAUUUUUGCCCAGGCAUCUCCAUUACAUCAAGAUCCCGGUUCACGCAAACGCUACUCUCCUACCUCCUCAGUCGGCUGGCAAUCCGCAAGCUCGAUGGCCGACGGUUCUCUUCUCUCAUGGACUUGGCGGUAGCCGAAACGCAUACAGUCAUGUUGCCGGAUCUCUAGCGUCUCAUGGCAUGGUUGUGUUUUGCCCCGAGCAUCGAGACGCCAGCGCGGCCAUAUCCGUAAUCCGCGAUCCCAAAGACCCCAAGUUGUCGCACAUUGUACGCUGUCUUCGCAUUGAGCAUGUCCAUACCCCCGAAGUCUGGGCCAGGCGUGAGACUCAGAUCCGGAUCCGCGCAUGGGAAAUAGGACUUCUCAUGGAAGCGAUCCACCGGAUUGACCUUGGCGAUAACGACAUCAUCAAGGCCAACCUCUGUACACCGAGUCUCACUCCGCUGUCAGCUCUGUACCAGUUUACUGGACGACUUGAUGUACAUGAGCCUGGUAAGAUGAUCUUUGGCGGCCACUCUUUCGGCGCCGCUACCGUGGUUCAGGUGGUCAAGAGCACAUACUAUGUCGACCACCCAAACAUCGCCAAGUGGGAUAACCCUCUCUUCAGACCAGUGGAGGACUCGGCCAUCCGCCGUCAGGUCACCGAAAACACACCGACGUUCCUGCUCGAUAUGUGGUGCUUCCCUAUCCUCUCGGCCGCAUCCGCCCCUCUCUUCAACUUGCCGCUCCCCGCCUAUUCUCCUACCGCUGCCUCUCCUGUCGGCGGUAACGGUAUCUUGGCCAUCGAGUCCGAGGCAUUUUACAAAUGGAAGGAGAACAUGCACAGCACAGCACGUAUCGUCUCCCCGGACCCUUCAGCAAAGACCGUUUCUCAGGCUGCGUUCGAGAGACCAGGUACCAAGAAAAAGAAGGGAUCAGCGACAAAGCUAAGCGAGCCUAGCCUUUUCUACGUCCAGAACAGCGCCCAUCUAAAUCAGAGCGACUUUGGUGUCCUGUUCCCGUGGGCCGUAAAGAAAAUCUUUAAGGGAGAGCAGCCUGAGCGGAUUCUUCGGUUGAAUAUGCGCGCUGUUCUGCAGUUCCUGAGAGAGAACGGAGUCAGCGUUGCGAGGACCUGGUAUGGUGAUCUUGUGGAAGGCGGAACGGAAGAGAACAUUGAGCUCAACAAGGAGAAGGGCGUCAAUGACGGCAUACACGAGGAUAAAGCGAUUCUUGAGAAGAGAUCUACCGCAGAAAAGGAGGGAGACGCCCAAGAUGAAAAGAAGGGAGAGAAAACGGCUGGUGAGGCUGGACUGCAGUCGGGUGAGACCACGGCCCAAGAGGCAGAAGAAGCCGAACGCGAUGAGGAGGAAAUGGAAAGAGAGAUGGAGCCUGGAAUGAAGCACGAUGAUGUUGCGGAGCCUGCGACGGCAGCAACUUUCCCUAGUGAGGGCAUCACCAGGAAUGCUCGGGCGGAAGUAGACGAGCACACAACUCCUUAG
This is a messenger RNA of Sordaria macrospora k-hell, 1764 nucleotides long. The record is from RefSeq and is a predicted model, not a curated record. Lineage: Eukaryota; Fungi; Ascomycota; Sordariomycetes; Sordariales; Sordariaceae.